UCCUCGAACCGAGGUCUGAGGCGCAAACGGCACGGCACUCGCGAGUCGUACACAACUCGAUCAAACGCACACCUGUCGUCGUCGUCAUUGUUGUCGCCGCACACUUGACCGAUUUUGAGACUCGUCAGACAGUACAACUCCGGGUGAUAAAAUGACAAACGCAAGUGUGAUCGAAUGGUACAGCGGUCGGUCGGUGUUCAUCACCGGAGGUACUGGCUACAUGGGCAAGGUUCUCAUCGAGAAGCUGCUUAGGGACUGCGGUGACAUCAAAACUAUUUACGUACUGUGCAGACCAAAGAGAGGUUUCAGCCCGGCGGCCAGGAUAGAGCAAAUAAGGAAAUUAGCAGUGUUCGAGCGGGUACGGACAGAGUUCCCAGAUAGGCUGAAGAAAAUCAAAGCGAUGGAAGGUGAUCUGGGCCUACCCGGACUCGGACUGAGCAACGAAAACAAGUCGAUACUUGUCGACGAAGUGUCAAUCGUCUUUAACGGGGCGGCGUCGUUGCGUUUGGAAGCUGGUCUGAAAGAUGCGAUAAGACACAACACCACUGGAACGAAGAAUGUGUUGGACUUGGCUGUCGAAAUGAAACAUUUGGAGUCGUUCGUUCAUUUGUCCACUGCUUUCUGUCACUGCGAAUAUGACACUCUCGACGAGACUAUUUAUCCAUCGCCAGCCAACCCGGAGGACGUCAUGCGCGCUGUCGAAUGGAUGGACGAUCAUACACUUGAAAUCAUCACGCCUAGAUUACUCGGGCCCCAUCCGAAUUGCUACACGUACUCUAAAAGGUUGGCGGAAUCGUUAGUCAGCGAAUAUGCCAAUCGGAUUCCAAUAUCUGUGGCCCGUCCAUCGAUUGUGACGCCUUCCUUCAAGGAGCCCGUUCCCGGAUGGGUAGACAGCUUAAACGGACCAGUAGGAGUCAUCGUGGCUGCCGGCAAAGGCGUGAUCCGAUCCAUGUUAUGCAGUGCAGAUUUUGAAGCGGAAGUUGUGCCAGUAGACAUUGCGAUUAAUGCUCUUGUUUUGAUCGCUUGGAAGAGAACAACAAUUGAUAAUACAACCGACGAUACUGUGCCUUGCUACAAUAUAUCCAAGGGAGACAUCAUUCGCCUGACUUGGGGCGAAGUGCUGGCCAAAGGAAAACGAUACGCAUACGAGUAUCCAUUCGACGCCGGUCUGUGGUACCCCAAUGGAUCGAUAAGGACCAACAAAUUGGUGCACUAUUUCAUUGUGUUCAUGCUGCAGGUAGUGCCGGCCUACUUGAUUGAUGGAAUCAUGAUAUUGGCUAGGCAAAAGACAUUCAUGGUCCGAGUUCAGAAGAGAAUAGCUGUCGGUAUGGAAGUGUUACAAUAUUUUACAAUGCGCAGUUGGAACUUCAAAAUCGAAAACACUAAAGCACUGAUAAACAAUUUGAACGAAGAGGACCUACGCAAAUUUUACAUCCAGAACACCGAAGUUGACAUUGAAAAGUACAUGAUCCAAGUUUUGCUGGGUGCUCGUCAAUAUUGCAUGAAAGAGCCUCUUGCAAAUCUGGACCGGGCUAGAUUUCAUCUAAAACUGCUGUAUUGGUUGAAUUUGGCAACUCAACUGUUUUUCGGGGUUCUACUCUUGUGGCUGUUCGUGCGUGUGUUUGAUUCUUUCAAGUUUUUGCUGGACUCUACCACAAAUUCGUUCACGAAAGUACCGAUCAUUGGAUCGUUAAUACCAGAGUGAUGUGCUCCGAAAAACCCUAAUAUUCAUAUCACUCAACCUUAUUAUGAUUGUUAUUUUGUAUAUGUAAAUGCAUAAUAUUACACUUACGGUUAUAUAUUAAUUAUUAUGUAAAGAUUGUUAUUGCAUACAACAUAUUAUUUUAUUACUGUGGAAGGGAUGAUCAUAAUAUUAUAUUUAUAGAUAUUAUUAUAUAUUAUAUAUAUGUUUAGUGUGGCUGCAGAUAUGAUUCUUCAUAGUUAUUAUUUUUUGUGUUUGUUAAUUAUUAUUAUUAUUAUUAUUUUUUAUACGGUUUUUUUUUUUUAGUGUAUGUAGUAAAAUAUAUAAAUGUACACCUAAUUGAAAAUUGAAAUAACACAAGAUGCAAUCGCACCGUUUUAAUGUAUGUUUAAUUAUAUUUACAACGAUUUAAAAGGGUUUUGAAUAAUUAAUUUACUUUAGAUAUUAUUCAAAUAUAACAUUAAUAUUCUCAAAACA
Messenger RNA from Myzus persicae (green peach aphid), 2179 nucleotides. Its product is annotated as putative fatty acyl-CoA reductase CG5065. Gene Ontology annotation, molecular function: alcohol-forming very long-chain fatty acyl-CoA reductase (NADP+) activity. Gene Ontology annotation, cellular component: peroxisome. The coding region runs from base 152 to 1705 and encodes 517 amino acids. The record is from RefSeq and is a predicted model, not a curated record. Gene Ontology annotation, biological process: long-chain fatty-acyl-CoA metabolic process. The transcript is spliced from 9 exons. Lineage: Eukaryota; Metazoa; Arthropoda; Insecta; Hemiptera; Aphididae.